GUGUAGACCAUAGAGGUGAAGUCAUGCUUCAUACGGCCAUAUCAUGUUGGCAGCCAUUCCUAGGUUUGGCUGUUGUGUUAAUCUUUAUGGGCUCUACCAUAGGCUGCCCAGCCCGCUGUGACUGUUUACCUCACAAUAAGUCUGUCUCUUGUCACCGAAAAAGGUUGAUUGCAAUUCCAGAGGGCAUUCCCAUUGAGACCAAAAUCCUAGAUCUCAGCAAAAACCGGUUAAAAAGUAUCAACCCUGAGGAAUUCAUAUCUUAUCCUCUGUUGGAGGAAAUAGACUUGAGUGACAACAUCAUUACCAAUGUAGAACCAGGAGCAUUUAAUAAUCUAUUCAAUCUGCGAUCCCUUAGGUUGAAAGGAAAUCGCCUGAAAUUGGUCCCUCUUGGGGUAUUUACAGGACUAUCCAACCUCACCAAACUUGACAUUAGUGAAAAUAAAAUUGUCAUUUUGCUGGACUAUAUGUUCCAGGAUUUGCAUAAUCUGAAAUCCCUGGAAGUAGGAGACAAUGAUUUAGUUUAUAUAUCACACAGGGCCUUCAGUGGGCUGCUUAGCCUGGAACAACUCACACUGGAGAAAUGCAACUUAACAGCUAUACCAACAGAAGCCCUCUCUCACCUUCGCAGCCUCAUCAGCCUGCAUCUAAGAUAUCUCAACAUCAAUGUUAUGCCCAUUUAUGCCUUUAAAAGACUGUUCCACUUGAAGCAUCUAGAGAUUGACUAUUGGCCUUUAUUGGACUUGAUGCCUGCCAAUAGUCUAUAUGGUCUUAACCUCACAUCUCUCUCCAUUACCAACACCAAUCUUUCUACUAUCCCCUACCCUGCCUUUAAACAUUUGGUUUAUCUGACACACCUCAACCUUUCUUACAAUCCCAUCAGCACCAUUGAAGCCGGAAUGUUUGCUGAUUUAAUCAGGCUUCAGGAGCUGUAUAUAGUAGGAGCUCAGCUCCGCGCCAUUGAACCACAUGCUUUCCAAGGGCUCCGAUACCUUCGUGUGCUUAAUGUUUCCCAGAAUCUUUUGGAAACUUUGGAAGAAAAUGUGUUCUACUCACCCAAAGCCCUAGAAGUACUGAGCAUUAGCAACAAUCCCCUGGCUUGUGACUGCCGCCUACUUUGGAUUCUACAAAGGCAGCCCCUCUUGCAGUUUGGGGGCCAGCAACCUAUGUGUGCUGGUCCAGACAACAUCCGAGAGAGAUCAUUCAAGGAUUUCCACAGCACAGCCCUUUCCUUUUAUUUUACCUGCAAAAAGCCCAAGAUCCGUGACAAAAAAAUGCAGUACCUGCUGGUGGAUGAAGGGCAGACAGUCCAACUGAUCUGUAAUGCUGAUGGUGACCCACAGCCAGUAAUUUCCUGGGCAACCCCUAGAAGGCGUCUGAUUACCACUAAAUCCAAUGGAAGAGUUACAGUUUUAGGGGAUGGCACCCUAGAAAUACGUUUUGCCCAGGACCAAGACACAGGAAUCUAUGUUUGCAUUGCUAGCAAUGCUGCAGGGAAUGAUACUUUCAGCGCCUCACUUACAGUGAAAGGAUUUGCUUCAGAUCGUUUCCUUUAUGCUAACAGGACCCCUAUGUAUAUGACAGACUCCAAUGACACAAGUUCUAAUGGCACCAAUGCAAAUACUUUCUCUCUGGAUCUUAAAACCAUACUGGUAUCCACAGCCAUGGGCUGUUUCACAUUCCUUGGAGUGGUUUUAUUUUGCUUUCUCCUCCUUUUUGUAUGGAGUCGAGGAAAAGGCAAGCACAAAAACAGCAUCGACCUUGAGUAUGUCCCCCGCAAAAAUAAUGGUGCUGUUGUGGAAGGGGAAAUGGCUGGACCUAGGAGGUUCAACAUGAAAAUGAUCUAAGGUUCCACCACUAGCAGUGCUUUUUCUUUUCUGUGGUAUUGUUUGUAUCCAAUAAACCAACCUGGCAAAUAAAAUUGCUGGGUAGAGGGGCAGCUUGAUGUCACUGCUCUUUUGUUUAAAUGGGGUAUAUAGGAAACAGAAAGACUUUUUAAUGAUUGUGCAACAGGGCUUCUCCACAAGAGACAGAUGUGUAUCAGGGCCUUUCACAGAGUUGGUUUUAUUAAUUGUUUGCAUCGCAAAUAUUGUCAUUCUGGGGACCUCAGUAAUGAACCUGUUGGCUCACUUUCAUGGACAAUUGUUCAAGAUUUUCUACCACAACAAAAAGAAAAAAAAAAGAAAGAAAAAACAGCCUACAGUGUAGGAUUUACAUAUUAAAGACACAUUUGUCUAAAACAUACUCUACAGUUAAAAAAGAGAGAGAAUUUGUAUCUGUGAUUAUCAUUUGUUAAAGCCUUGCACCAUAACCUGUUAUUGGUUCAGCACCACAAAGAAAUUGAUAUAUUCUUUUCAUGAUUUAAACAACAUAUAUACUGUGUACAUUUUAAAGCAAUAUGAAUGAGAGGAUGUGCUUUUAGUUACUUACUCCUACUGACCCAAGUGUGAUAUCACCAUCUUUUAACUGCAAAUAACAAACAUCGCAAAAAUAGAUCCUUGUAGUUACCUGAGAAAAGAUAUAUAGAGGAAAAUAUGAAUUUGUCUGAUUGUAGGAAUCCAGGUUACACUAUCCAAGGCAAAAUUGUUUUAACUCUGUUAUCUUCUAUUAAUACAAAUAAAGGCACUGCCUACUUUUGAUACAGAAUGGAAUAUUUUUUAUACUUGUGAUAUCACACUGGUCCAAUUUACUGUAACAAGUCCUUGGAUUGACCCAAAAGAGAGGACAAACCACAAGUUGUGGUUAAAACUAUGAAAAAAAAAGGCAAGGUAGCCAUGAAAAUGAACCAUUUUAUCAUAGCUUGGUUUAAACUUUACAAACAAAUGUUAAUGAUAGGUGGUAAAGAAUAGAAAAAAAGAAAAGAAGGUAAUGGUUUUUUACAUAUUCAUAAGAAAACUGUAACCUUUAUGGUAAUUACAAUAGAAAAGUCUGAUUAUAAAAGCUCUUUGGAUAGGAAUGAGUUCUCAGAUGCCAAUAAACCAGGUUUAACCAUGCAUAAGAGGAGGAUUAUGCAACUAAGAACAUGCUUAAAAUGUGAUGGUGUCCUUAAGAUGCAACUGCUGCUAAUUAAAAAGACUUGCUCUCCACUGUUUCUAUUUAACAUUGCAUCUUCCAAAAGAUACAUAUAGAUCCCAAACAAUGUCCAUGAGUGGAAAACUUCAGCUUUUCUCCUUUCUACCUUACACAUUACAUAAUGCUUGCUUUUCCUCCAUAAUAAUCAAUGGUAGACAAGAGAAAUCUUAUUGUGAUUUUUAAAGAGAUGAACAAGGUUAUAUUGAAUAUAACCCAGUUACUGUCUGAUCAAGAUGGAGAAAGGCUUAAUCCUGGAAAUGGAAAAAGCUGUAUCAAUGCCCUUCUCCUUUUGCCAAUCAUAUAUAAUAUAAAAUGUUCCAAGAUGCUAGCAUCAUUAAUGGUUGCCUAAAGAUUUUAAAUUACAAAUACUUUCCAUUCUUAAAAAAGAAGUAACAUUUGCACAAAUGAUUUGAUCUAGAUGAGGGUUAAAUUUUUCCAUAAAUGUUUAGUAUGGCUCUUCAAACAGACUGAAUGUUACUAGUAAUCAAUGAAUAGAAAUAAUAGAUGAUGAGUGAUUAUCAACUUAGCUAGAAUGGAAGAAACAUGAAAAUGUAAUGCUAAAAUGAAAACCUUCUUUUCAAGAGACUUCCCUUUUUUGAUCUUUGAAUUUUGUGAAACAAAUAAAAUAUCCCCUAACAAAAAAUAAUUAAAUGACAAAUGAAUAUUAGUACUGCCAGUAGAACUGCCCAGCUAAAAAUCCUGCUCUACCUUCAAUUAGGAAAGCAAAAUAAAGAAAUGA
Messenger RNA from Antechinus flavipes (yellow-footed antechinus), 3808 nucleotides. It is a transcript of the gene LINGO2, whose product is annotated as leucine rich repeat and Ig domain containing 2. The transcript has a single exon. The record is from RefSeq and is a predicted model, not a curated record. Gene Ontology annotation, cellular component: plasma membrane. Bases 24 to 1844 code for a protein of 606 amino acids. Gene Ontology annotation, molecular function: protein binding. Lineage: Eukaryota; Metazoa; Chordata; Mammalia; Dasyuromorphia; Dasyuridae.